AUGACUCGCUCCGAUCUUGCAAACGGUGUUCACCUCGUUGGUAGUAUACCUCUAUUAACCAGCGAGGAAGUGUUCACGACUCUGUCUGAAGCUCUUCCUGGCCGAUUGUUCUCGAUCCCAGAUGGAGAAACCGGGGAUCGGUCUAACUUUAUCGCGUGGGAACGCUUUCGAUUUCCUGUAGAAACUAUUCAUGAGACCAUCGGAGGCAAGCCAUUGCCUGAAGGCCACUCCGGAUUUUUCACGCUGGAUGACGUGACGCCUAGCGACUACGACAAGGUUGCAAAGGAGUCGUAUCAGCACUUUCUUCAACUUCGCGCGAAGGGUGUUAUUCCGCCCAAGGUGCGCUUCCAAGUGUCUAUACCGACACCUUACGAGUGUAUUCAGGGUCAUGUACGGUCGGAAUUUCAGGCCCAACUAGAGCCUUUCUACGAGAGGAGAAUCUCGGAUGUUGUGGAGUCAAUCCUAAGCGCCAUCCCAGCAGAGGAUGUAGCAAUUCAAUUUGACUCAUGCUUUAUUAUUACUGCUCUGGAGUAUGAGCGUGGCCGCUUAAACGACGAAUUCUUUAAGCCACAUUUCUCCCAUAUUUAUAAAGGGGUACUCGAGCGUGCUCGGAGAUUAUGCGCUCUUAUACCAAGUAAUGUUCCUUUUGGAUGGCAUUUGUGCUACGGUGAUCUCGGUCAUAAGCAUUUUAUUGAGCCGGAGGACUUAGGACUUUUGGUGGACAUCGCCAACGAGUUGGUUCUAUGCAUUCCCAGAGAUACGAACUUGAGCUGGCUUCAUAUGCCUGUCCCCAAGAACCGUGAUGACACAGCGUACUUUGAGCCUUUGAAGCGACUCAAGGCCGGUGACAGAACAAAACUGUACCUUGGACUUGUGCAUCCAAAUGACGAAGAGGGCACGUUCCGAAGGCUUCAAGCAGCUCGGAAGGUCAUUCCUGGGAGGGACUUCGGCGUUUCGACCGAGUGCGGUAUGGGGCGGACGCCUAAGGAAGAGCUCACGAGUAUUUUACAGAUCUCUCAAGGUUUGACGGAGGCAGAAACUGCAUGA
This is a messenger RNA of Penicillium angulare, 1047 nucleotides long. RefSeq lists its product as uncharacterized. NCBI's taxonomy places the organism in Eukaryota, Fungi, Ascomycota, Eurotiomycetes, Eurotiales, Aspergillaceae. The transcript has a single exon. The coding region runs from base 1 to 1047 and encodes 348 amino acids. The record is from RefSeq and is a predicted model, not a curated record.